Ctenopharyngodon idella (grass carp) is the source of this 2632-nucleotide messenger RNA. It is a transcript of the gene sptssb, whose product is annotated as serine palmitoyltransferase, small subunit B. The transcript is spliced from 2 exons. Gene Ontology annotation, molecular function: serine C-palmitoyltransferase activity. Gene Ontology annotation, cellular component: serine palmitoyltransferase complex. The record is from RefSeq and is a predicted model, not a curated record. Gene Ontology annotation, biological process: ceramide biosynthetic process; endoplasmic reticulum organization. NCBI's taxonomy places the organism in Eukaryota, Metazoa, Chordata, Actinopteri, Cypriniformes, Xenocyprididae. Bases 263 to 511 code for a protein of 82 amino acids.
AGCGCGCGCACAUGUUAGGAAAAGACAAGCAGCAUUACAAUACGUUUGAUAUUUUCUUUUGCCAUUCUAGUCCUUUACACUCCCUCACUCUCUCUUUCUCUCUCUCUCACACACACAGGUGAGAGUAAAUACGAUAAGUGGGAGUGGUGCGUGUGUUUAACUGGCAGAGCAGCUUUGCAGCGACACAGUCACACCAUCACACACACUCCUCACUGCAGCGUUACCGCCGAGCAGCUCAUAGCGUGGCUGUGUGGCCCUCCGCAUGGAUAUGAAGAAUAUGAGAGAGUAUAUGGGCUGGUUGUACUACCAGUACCUGCUCAUCACUGGCAUCUAUGUGCUGGAGCCGUGGGAACAGUCCAUCUUCAACACGGUCCUCUUUACUAUGGUGGCCAUGGUCAUUUACACCUCCUAUGUGUUUGUGCCUAUUCACGUGAGGCUGGCGCUGGAGUUCUUCUUUGAGCUGGUGCGAGGGCAACCGGAGAGCACAGUGGCCCUCAUGAACCAAAGAUGAAGGAAAGACCUUUUUAUUGAUCUGCUGUGUCACUCUUGUUUAUUUUUCUACUCAGGAACAAACAAGCCAGAUGAAAUGAGAAGGUGUUGGCUAAAGCCAUGUUCAACGCCUUCAAGUCUUCCGUAUCGGAUUCCUGGACUCCUGCCCUGUCAUGAGAAUAAUGUAUGCAAAGUUUUGGAUGGAUUGCCAGUACUGAGGUUUUGCAUGAUAUCACCCAUCACAUGAGGACACAUUUUGGUCCUACUUUGCGAUUAUGCAAUCAUGUUGACUCUAUAUUUGGAGUCCCUGAUUGGACUGAGAUUAUUUGCCCCCCCCAAAAAAAAAAAAAAAAAAAAAAAAAAACAUUAUUGCAUAUUUUAUAUUUUGUAUAAAAAUUUUGUAAUCACCUAUGCAAUGUGACUGCUCUACAUGAAGGUAUAUGCAGGUUUAUUUUUAAAUGCCCUUGAUCACGAAUCAUUGGAGGCCAUUAGUACACUCAGACUAAGGUCUUGAUCAGACCUUUGUUCUGGUGGUGGUGGUGGGAUUGUCUUCCAUCAUUUCUACAGUCUCUGCUGCUGAUGCAGAAAUGCAUGAUAUGCACAUUAAUGUUUGCAUGUAAUCUGUGCCCCGCAGGUCUGGAAUAACCGGCAUUCACACAUUUAUAGGCACUUAAACGAUCAUUUAUUAAAUACUUUUGGUUAAUAAGUUACAGUUUAUAUUAGGUGUCUUUAACUACUAUGUACUGACGUAAAAAAUAAUUGUGCUUAUUGUAUUGAUAUAUUGCAAAACAGGUAUUAAGGUGGAUACGGGUAAGGUUAGGACAUGUUUGGUGGUAUGGGUAGGUUUAAGGGUGGGUUAAGGUGUAAGGGAAGGUCAACAGUAGAUGUAAUUAAUUACAGCUGUAAUUUCAUGCAGGUAUUUUAAAAAUGAGCGCAACAUAUGAGAUGAUCCAUUUAAAUGUUAGUACAUAGUAGUGAAAGACACUUAGGCCCCGUUUACACUAGUGCGUUUUAGUUUUAAAACGCACAAGUUUUGCUACGGUUACGCCUGUCAUUUACACUACGCCGGGGUUGCGUUUCAGUAGAUAAACUGACCAAAACUGAGAAUGUUCGCUCUACGUAUCCUUGACGAACGUGUAAACAAUAACAUGGGGACUGAACUGCAGUCUUUGGUGUCAUUUUUAGCAGCCAUUGUGCAGAUAAAGGGUUAGUUCACACAAAAAUGAAAAUUCUGUCAUUAAUUACUCACCCUCAUGUCGUUCCAAGGUAUAUGCAGGUUAUAUGCUGAACCACUGAUUCGAAACAAAAGAUUCGUAAAGCUUCGAAGCUUCAUGAAGCAGUGUUUUGAAAUUGCCCAUCACUAGAUAUUGUUGAAUAAAGUCAUUAUUUUUUUAUUUUUUUUUGGCACACAAAAACUAUUCUCGUGGUUUCAUAACAUUAAGGUUGAACCACUGUAGUCAUAUAAACUGUUUUAACUGUCUUUAGUAGCUUUCUGGGCAUCUGAAAGUGUUAAUUAUCUUGCUGUCAAUGGAGGCCUCACUGAGCCAUCUGAUUUCAUCAAAAAUAUAUUAAUUUGUGUUCUGAAGAUGAACAAAGGUCUUACGGGUGUAGAACGACAUGAAGGUGAGUAAUUAAUGACAGAAUUUUCAUUUUUGGGUGAACUAACCCUUUAAAUUCAGCAUUUUUUUUAAUACUGCAGUUGCCUACAUGCUCAAGAGGCAACUGUUUACACUUGUAUGCGCAUGCCCAGUCAUGCGUUUUUGGCCAUGUUGUGUAGAUGGAGAUCGUUAGUGUAAACGGGGCCUUAAUAUAAAGUGUGAGCGGUUAAUGUUUUCAGCAACACAUAAGAAUGUUGUUCUCUCAGCUCUGUUGAACACAUAUUACUAUGUUUAAAUUCAUCCCACCUACUUACCCUCAAAUCUAGCACAGAAAAAUUACGCCUGGAGUUACCAAAAUACAUUUUUAAUUGAUUUGUCUUAUUUUGAUACUAUAUGUUCACUAGUUAUGUUUUUAUAUUCUUAACUGUAUUGUGUCAAUGUGAUGUCAUAACAUGUCUCUGGAAUAAUGACACAGUGGCAAGUAGUGUUGAGUGACACGUUUUAUAUCAGUAUGUAUUUUUCAGGAAUAAACAAACUUCACAAAA